AUGCUCCGGGUGCACAUGGCACGCCUGUUCGACGACAGACGGAACAAGACCAAUCUACAAUACUCGACCGCCCAGCACAACUACCAUCUCAAUCCCUCCAAGCACUACGCCGGCGCCGGCGCCAGUUACCGUGACGCCGCCGUCGAAUCCCACCCCGGUAGGCGCUAUUGUUGGAGGCGUGGUCGGAGGAGUCGAUGCUGGAAGAAGAAAAUGCUGACUGCUGUCGGCCGUUCAGCCGCUUUGGCUUUGAUAGGUGGUUCAAUCUCGUUCCUGAUACGGAGGCAAAAGACACCCGCUUCGUCUUCUCAGUCCAAACCGUCAUUGGCAAUUGCUUCCGAGCCGCAUGGUGGUAAUGGCACUGGUGGCGCGGCCCAUGGCUAUCUUGCGAAACCAGAAGCCGCCAACAUUGCCGGCUCCAACGCAAGCCCGUACGCGUCUUCACCUUCGUCACCAACCCCAGUUUACUACCCUUGCUACAUGGACCAGCGAGUCAUGCCGCAGCCUCAGUUCCAAGCCCAGCCAGACUGGUACCAGUCUACCGCGCACGAGAUGCCGACCACAAAGCCGGAACGGCAGGCCCAGGAGUUGCCGGAGGCGCCCUGA
Molecule: messenger RNA, 603 nt
Organism: Metarhizium acridum CQMa 102
Lineage: Eukaryota; Fungi; Ascomycota; Sordariomycetes; Hypocreales; Clavicipitaceae
Source: RefSeq, a predicted model, not a curated record